AUUAUGUAUAUAAAAAAAUAUUAUCGUAUAUCUCAUUAUUUAUAGUGCUGUAUAUAAAGCGGCAGAGAAUUUGGUUAAAGUCCUGCGGCUAUUUAGAGAUUAAAAAGACAACUCUUCGCGAGGAAUUAGCGUUGGUCCGCGGAGUUUCUAUUUUCGUGACAACCGCGUUGCUUAUUCGAGCAACAGCGAGAAUGCCGGCGUGGCCUCGAUUUUUACACCUUUAUAGAGUGGAAUGCAAAGCGAUCGCCGUGCAGGAAUUUUCAAACAAGAGAUAUAUAAAUUUUCCUCUUGUUUUUUUAUGAAUAUCUUAUAAACAUGACUUAUUAUUGCAGAUAUUUCACAAAAUGUCAGUAAAAAUAAGGAAUCCUUAAAGAGACAUGAAUUUUACAGAGUUAAGCUCCAAUUUAUCAGUCGAUUUAAUGGCAUUUUAAUUGAUAUUACAAUGCCUUUAUUAACUACGAAGUGCGAUCUCCUUAGACGAUCGCUCUCCGAGGCGUAAUAAUAUCGCGUUGUAGGAAGGAGGAGAGAGGAGGGCGAUUUCUCGGCUAAUUCGAGAUUGGAUCGACUAUUCUUCGGAAUAAAUCGCGAAGCGUGUGCCGUUGUAAAAAGAAGCACGAAUACGCCGGCGCGCGGUUGCGCAAUACCGGGGUACACACGGUAUAUAACAUAAUUGUUCGUCGCGAUUGUAUAAUGCGGACUUCCAGGCGGCAGUCGUCGCGUCACUCUGAUACGGACGUGUAUAGAAGCCAAAGAUUUCGGACAUGUGUCGAUCGAAUAACACGUGAUGAUGACUUUCGCGUCAUACCAGUGUCUUCGAGUUGAUUGUGGAACGAAGUUCCAUCGAGACUCUUUUCCCGCCGAUGUCUAGAGAAUCUAUCGCGUGCAGGAAUAGACGAAAGUCCGAGGCGGGAGAUCGUAGGGUAGCGUGAUUCGUUUCGCGGAAUUUCUCGAGACCUUGCUGUGAAAUAUAUGUGGGACGUAAGAAUUUCGAGGCAUCGCACUGUCAUUCUCGCCGAGUGAUAAUGAGUGAUACGCGUGAUGCGGCAAAUUACAGUGUCCUCGUCGUAAGAGAUUGUGGAACGUGAGAUUCUGCGAUAUUCUUACUAUGAUCGAAAUUUAUAAUAAGAUGUAGGAUGAUACUUCGACUAUAAACGAAAGCGAUUUCGCGAAAAUGAAAGAAAUGUGCCGAGGGAAUGUGUGUGAUAUAAAAUUUUGUCGACAAGUGAAAAUAUAUUCACGUGACGCAAAAUACACAUCGCAUGAAGAAAAGUUCUAACGUAAAGGAAGAGAAACGUUGCGACGAAUUCUUCGAUAACAGUGUCGCGCGCGUUAAUUAUUCGCAUCGAAUGCGAGUAUGUCACUCGAUUUUAACAUCAUUAUUAUUUCGUCUAUGAAGGAAAUUAACAUCGGAAAUCAAAAGUUUUUCCCUCGCUCGAGAAAGUAGGAUAGGAAAUAUAUGGACAUCGCGACUAACGACGUUCUUCCCGUGCGCGAUAAUAGUGGCAUGCGUUUUCGAGACACGUUUUGCUACACCGUUGCUCGUCGCGAUUCGAUCGCGACUUAAUAGCGUUUCACGCAACGGGAUCUAGCUAAAGAAACAGAAAGAGAAGGAGCGAAGAAAAGAGACUCGAGGAGUAUCGAUUGUAGGCAAUCGGAAUCGAACGUCCCGAGAAGAGGACUCUCUUCGUUCUAUAUAUAUAUAUAUAUAUAUACACAUUUAUAUAUCGGAGAUGAACGAGGUGAGGCACGUUUUGACAGCCCUAAGAUCGCCCACGAAGAGCUCGACCUUGAGCAACGGCACUGUAGGCGUCGCGACAGCGACGUGGUACGACGUCCCGGCGCCGAUCAUCGUGCAUUGUCGCGAGUUCCACGAAGAGGGACGCGACGUCAUCGAAAAUGAGGAGAAUAAAAAGUUCUGCGAGAAAGAGACAGAAAUUAGAUCCAUUGAUAAGAAUAUGGAGGCUGGCUCCUUCGAGAGGGAUGCGAACGUCCUCGGAUCUUCGGAGAAGAAUACGACGACAGUUGGAAGACCCUUGUCGUUCAAUGAAGCGUUGUAUCAGAACGAGGAGGCAGUUAUGAAUGAUAUAAAUCGGAAUAGGAAGAGGCAUAGUGCCACGGUGGAACUGAAUGCCACCACAAUGGUAGAGACAGACGCCGACGGAGUGCCGACGAUCAGCUUCAGCUUUCUGCGCGUCGACGAGAAAUUUCACGAGGAUGGGGACGAGAUCGUCAUUCUGGAGAUCGACACGAGCGAUCAGGCCAAGGACUUGGCAGAGAAUCAACUGUACGACCUUCCUAAGAUCGCCGUCCCGAGUCGAGUCUCCUUGGAACAAUCCGACGAUAACGAAACGAAUGUCGAAUCCUCGUCGCCGACGAUUCUUUACGACGUGCCGAGGCCGGCCAAGGACACGCCCUUGAACAAGUCGCAAGAGGGAGAGGCGACGAUGACGCUAUCAAACGUUUCUCUUGACAAGAAGAAACAACAACGCGAUCAGACGAAACGUUCCACCAGGUCGCUCAAGUCCGGCCGAAGAAGCUACGGCGCGUCCGACAGCGAUGGCUACGACGCUGGGAUAGCGUCGAUGUCAGGAUCGUACUCUGAUCCCGAAUGCCCGAACGAGGAGGGCUCGGUGAGCGGCGGUUCCGAUCGCAGCAGGCGGAUGAAGCUGCAGAAGCGGCGAUUAGGCAAAGCCUGGGGCAGGAUGCGCAGCUGGCUGCGAGAAGAGAGGACCAAGAUCGGCGACAUCGUGAACAGGCACGCGAGGAUGCAGGCGGUCGGCGCUCUCAGUCCCGAGGUGCGAGGCGAUGCCACUUUCGCGCGGACGUCCAAGAACAAGCAGCGCGGCUUCUACGAUCUGACGCGGGCUCGUACCCAGGAGACCGGUUCGAUCACCAGGGUGGAAGAAUUCGGGCUGUCGUCGGUAUCGGAGGAGGCAAAUGUCUCCGACGAUGUGGAAAGACCGACAUCGGCGUCGCCCGACUCGGAAAAAGCGAACGGUUCUCGAAUGUUGCGCGGUAAUUUGAAGAGGAAGACGGUGAGCUCGGACGACAUCUUGGAGAACAGCAGGACAAGAUUACAGCCGCCGGUGUCGUCAACGGUGUCGUUCAGCAUGGACAAGCUGUGCUCGGACGUGGAGAACGAUGAGACGAGAAUGUCAUCGACAACGCCGACGACGAUGGCGCCGGCGGAAGUCGGCUGUGAGACGUCGAGGGAUCACGGUGGGAAAGGUGGCCUGAUUAAGAGGAGAAUGCUCGGGUCAAUCAGAGGGUUAAUGGCCUCCACCCAUUUGCUGCAGACCUACGAGAUCGAGGAGGGAGGACAGGGAGGUUUCGAGGAUGUGCGAAGAUACAUCAAACAAGGAGGCGACUUCUGCAAAGACUUGGCGUCGAUUCUUCAUGAAAGAGCCGAAUUGGAAGCUACUUAUGCGAAGGGACUCAGUAAGCUCAGCAACAAGUUGACAAAGGCCUGCGCCAAGGAUCAAGGUGGUAAUAGCAACGGAGGCGUGAACGAGGCAUGGAGGUGUGUCGGCGAGGAGAUGGAGGCUGCCGCGGAAGCCCAUCGGCUAUGGGGCAUCGCGCUCAGCGAGCAGCUCGCCAAACCGCUUAGAGUGGGUGUAGCGGAGACGCAAGGCCGAUCGAGGAAGACCAUCGAGAAUUCAGUGGACAAAGCGUCCAAAUCGCUCCAGGAAUGGCGCGGGAUUGCGGCAAAAAGUAAGAAACAGAGUUUUGCGAGCGCGCGAGAGAACGAGAGGCUGCAGGACCUGGCGCGGUUGCAGACCAUCAGUCAGAGCCAGCAGAGUAACAAUAAAUUGUCGAAUCACCAAAUGACGGAGAAAGAAGUGAAUAAGCUGGAGACCAGACGGCGUAAAGCUGAAGACUCGUCGCGUCGCGCAGACACGGAGUUUUAUACGGUGAGCGUGAGGGCCGAGAGAGCCAGACUGGAGUACGAGAACACAGUAAGAAAAGGCGCGAAGCAGAUGGAGUUGCUCGAGGAGGAGCGACUGAGCGCCCUGAAGGACUUCGCCAAUGUGUACUUGACGCAUUUGCAAGCGUUCGCGCCGCGACUGCAGCAGAGCGCCGAUCGCCUGCUAACCCCCGUGCGUAGCUGCAAUGUAUCGCAAGAUCUUGAAGUUUUGAAGAAUCUCGUACGUCGAAUGGACAGUAACGAUGUGACGAACGCAGAACAGUUGCUGCCGGACUUUUACGCAGAACAUGUCACGCUGGCGAUGAACCGCGAGCGACGGAAGCAGUCGCUGGUGAGAGUGCUGCACCUGAUUAGGCAAGAUCUGGAGAGGGAGAGGCGGGGUAGAGAGGGUUUAGAAACGUUACAUCGGGCCUUCAUCAAAACACCAGCUUUCGCAGCGGAUGAGAGCGCGCAAAACGUGACAGAUAAGCUGCAUCAUAUGCGUUCCAUGUUGCUGUACUUGGAGGCGGCCAGAUAUAAGGUCGGUGGUACGCUCGCGGAAGUAGAAGGCAGCAAACGAUCCAAACAUCCCUUAUCGGACCAUAUCCUAGUUUCGAGAGACAAACAGGGUUUGCAGCAAAGUGUUCUUAAGGUUCCUUCUUGGGCAAAGAAUGAAUCCUUUGAGAUUCAAGACGAUGAUGACGAGCUCGAAAUACAUCUGACGAAGGAUCAGGAUGCCGAUCAGACACGCGAUUGGGUUGAUCGGACGGCUGGCGACGGUAAUUCCGAAAAUCCGCCGGACGAAGAUGACUUCAGUGAUUUUGACGAAUUUAGCAGUCACUCGGAGGACAACAACAAUCAGGAAACGGUCGAUAGUGCGGAGGUGGUGACGACAGCCAAGACUGAACACGCGGAGCAAUGUCGAGCAAUCUAUCAGUACUCGGCGAAUUUAAACGACGAGCUCAGUCUCAAUCCGGGUGACUUGAUAACCGUCCAUCAGAAACAGGCGGACGGCUGGUGGAUAGGCGAAUGUAGAGGUCGCACCGGCAUAUUCCCAGCCACUUACGUGCAAGUCAUACAUUAAUAGACGCGAAAUAAUUAUCGUAUCAUCGAAUAAUCAUCUCGGUGUUAACGUUCACAAGUUCCACGCGAGUCCUCUUACUUAAAUCUUCCAUCCGGUUUUGCAGAACUAGGUAAGAGUGUUAUAAUGUGCCAAUAUAGAGCAUUACACGCGACGAUUACUUUUUACGUGUAGAAAUCGAGCAUACUUCGACUGUAAGCUCAUACAAUAACAACGACAAACAUAAGAAUUAAUACCAAAUAGCAGUUACCACCAUGUUUGAGACGGAAUGCGUCCGCCUACUAGUGGAAAUAUUUUAAUUGCUACUAUUUGCGUAUAUGACGUAUUUAUCAUUUUUAUUACGUUAUAUAAUUAAUGCUCGUUUAUUUAUAUCGUUCUCAAGGAGAGAUCGAUCUUUCAUUAAAUCUGACAUUGCACUUUAUAAUUCAUCGCGCAUCCUAUCUAUUGUUAGAGAUCAAUGGUGCAUUUUUGAAGAUUUAAUUAAAAAAUAUUAUUAAAAAUUGAAGCUAUAUCUCAUUAAUAUGAAGUUGAUACAAAUAGCUGGCAUAUUUAUAUCUGCCUAUAUAGUGAUUAUGAUCACUUAUUUUGUACUCCCUGUAUAAUUUUAUUCUUCAGAGCUAUCGAUAUAUUUCCAAGUCUUUAGAAAACAUCACUUUUCCAGCACGUUGUAUAUGUGUGUACCACAUCUCAUUUUAAGAAUUAAGAUUAUAUCAGGUGUUUUUUUUGUAAUUUAUUAAGAAUUUGAAUAUGCACAUACGAGAAUAAUAAGCGUUUGGAACAGUGAACGUCGAAACUAUGUAAGACGUAAGAGAGAGAGAGAGAGAGAGAGAGAGAGAGAGAGAGAGAGGAAGAAACACGGAAAAUUGUAUAUAGUAUUUGUAUCAUGCAAACGCAUUCAAUUGUAAAUAUCUAGAUAUAAGAAGCUAUUUAAAUGUACUAUGUGCGCAAUACAGUAUGUGCUAACAACGCAUUUAUUUACAGAU
Messenger RNA from Formica exsecta, 5968 nucleotides. RefSeq lists its product as uncharacterized. Gene Ontology annotation, molecular function: protein binding. Gene Ontology annotation, cellular component: cytoplasm; plasma membrane. The transcript is spliced from 10 exons. The record is from RefSeq and is a predicted model, not a curated record. The coding region runs from base 1731 to 4988 and encodes 1085 amino acids. NCBI's taxonomy places the organism in Eukaryota, Metazoa, Arthropoda, Insecta, Hymenoptera, Formicidae.